Cheilinus undulatus (humphead wrasse) is the source of this 2887-nucleotide messenger RNA. RefSeq names its product inositol hexakisphosphate kinase 2b (gene ip6k2b). Gene Ontology annotation, cellular component: cytoplasm; nucleus. The record is from RefSeq and is a predicted model, not a curated record. The transcript has 5 exons. The coding region runs from base 380 to 1756 and encodes 458 amino acids. Gene Ontology annotation, biological process: phosphatidylinositol phosphate biosynthetic process; inositol phosphate biosynthetic process. Lineage: Eukaryota; Metazoa; Chordata; Actinopteri; Labriformes; Labridae. Gene Ontology annotation, molecular function: inositol hexakisphosphate kinase activity.
GUCGUCAGUUUCGGUAACAGCCAGAAGAAGAGGACGACGGAACCGGACGUGGCUUGUAAACGUCUAAAGCAGCUUUAGAGCUGUAAACGUAGCCUUUUAUUACACGUUCAAACACGGAAAAUAUUGAGCCACACGAAGGAGGAAUUAAUACCUGUCCUCCUUAAAGGAAUAGAAAGGGAACACGGUUUUCUUUCACCGUCGCUAGCCUUCCUGUUCAGCCUUUUGUUUUUCACUGCUGCGCUCGAGCAGGCGACCAGUAGCGCCCUCGUGCGAGCCAACGGAGAAGAGCUCGAGGAUAGGGAGCCAGACGAGCGGCCGAGCUUGUAGCCUCCCGAGCGACGCGGGCCCCUCCAGCUCAUUUGUCCGAUGCGGAGUGAGGAUGAGUCCCGCUCUGGAAGCCCUCAUGCAGGCGGACGGGACUCCUUAUCCCGAGAAAGGGGUGAUGCUUGAACCCUUCGUGCACCAGGUGGGAGGCCACUCCUGUGUGCUACGAUUCGGGGAACAAACAAUCUGCAAACCCCUCAUCCCCCGGGAGCACCAGUUCUACAAGAGCCUCCCCCCAGAGAUGCGGAAAUUCACCCCUCAGUUUAAAGGUGUGGUAUCAGUCAGUUUUGAAGAGGAUGAGGAAGGGAACCUGUGCCUCAUUGCCUACCCCCUCCACAGCGAGUUGGGUGACCUGGAAAACAAAGACCCCUCAGCAGACUGCGAGCCCAAGAGUAAGAUGCUGAAGUGGAGCAAAAAGAAGCAGUCCGCGCUGCUUCUGGAAAACGACAACUAUAGCAAAGAAAGAGCCCGCCACAGCCGAAAAGAGGACAAAAUCAUAAGUUACAAUCGUGAUGAGAUGCAGCAGCAGCAGGCGGAGGUUCUCUACUUCAGCAUGGAGAAAGGCAACGUGGUGCCACAGAUCAAACACAACCCCUGGAGUCUCAAAUGUCACCAGCAGCACUUGCAGAGGAUGAAGGAAAAUUCAAAGCACCGCAAUCAAUACAAAUUUAUUCUUUUAGAGAACCUGACAUGGCGCUACAAAGUACCAUGUGUUUUAGACUUAAAGAUGGGAACUCGGCAACAUGGAGAUGAUGCAACAGAGGAGAAGAAAGCCCAUCAGAUUCGCAAAUGUCAGCAAAGCACAUCCUCAUCUAUUGGAGUGCGACUGUGUGGCAUGCAGGUGUACCAGUCUGAUUCAGGCCAGCUGAUGUUCAUGAAUAAGUACCAUGGCCGUAAGCUGACCCUAGCAGGCUUCAAGGAGGCCCUGUACCAGUUUUUCCACGACGGGCACCGCCUGCGCCGAGAGCUGCUCUCCCCUGUGCUCCGCAGACUCCGGGAAAUGCAAGCCGCCCUAGAGGCCUGCGAGUCUUACCGCUUCUACUCCAGCUCCCUGCUCAUCAUCUAUGAUGGUGAUCCUCCCAGAACCCCCACCAGACCCAGACACCGGGGUGGAGAAGAAGGCGAUGAGGACGAGCCAUCUGAUGAAGAAGAGGAGGAGGAAGGAGCCUUUGGUUUCCCUCGUUCCUCCUCUGCAGGUGGCAGCAGUGGAGUGGCGGCAGGGAGCAGCAACAGCAGCAGCCGCUCAUCCAACAGCACAGGAGAGGCCAGCAGCCCUGCAGUGGACGUGCGCAUGAUUGACUUUGCUCACACAACCUGUAGGCACUACGGAGAGGACAGCGUGGUUCACGAAGGACAGGACAGCGGCUUCAUCUUCGGCCUCCAGAACCUCAUCACCAUCAUUUCUCAGCUAGAGGAUCACAGCACUGACUGAGGCCGAAACAGAGCCAACCUGGUCUAAAUUUGAAGCGUGGGAAUAGCUCUCUGUGGCUGAAACCCUGCAUACCCAAGGCGCAAUGCCUACAUGGGGGUCUGAGCCUCCUCUGCUUGGAGGGAACCUCAGACACCUCGGGGUCUGGGGGAGAGAGACCGUGUGGAGGUUACUGCUCUCUCCCUCACCUGCCAGAGGACAGGGCUGCCUGGGCCCUUACUUGCACUUUCCUCUUUAUGAGACUGCUCCUUUUCUUGGUUAUACAUGGUAGGAGAAAUGUGGGAGGUGGCAGACUUUCGUCAAACACAGGGACCCCUGUAGCAUCCUAGGACUCGCCCCUCCUCCCCUCCCACUUUGGUACAGACGAGUUUCUUCAUUGUUAAGUUCUCUCUAAGAGAGAAAGAGCGAGGCUGAGGUCAUUGAAGCUCAGUGUAGUUGUAGGAGCUUUACGUGGUGCUUUACCUGUGAUAUGACAUGAGUUUUGUUUAUACUUAAUUUUUGGAUGAAGUUUUGACUCACUGUCCCCCCCAACAGCACAGCACAUUAUUGUGGGGGAAUAGACUGUACAUGCUGACCUUGGCUGGCUGGGUCAGCAGCCUUGUAGCAUUGGCAACUUUAAGCUUCUGAGAAAGAUGUUUUGUGUUUAUACUUGCGUCUCUGAGACCUCGCAACGAACAUGCUUUUUUGAUUCAACUGGGCACUCUUAUUUUUGGUAGAAGAACAAGAUGGUUUAGGUUUAGAAGAAGAAGGGAUUUGCCUUUUUUCACUCUCCUGUACCUUUUUGCCUAAAAACAAAGGACUUUUUUCAAAGGGGAUAAUAUCCUUGUUUUGUCACUGUCUUUGUUUCCGUCUGACUUUUCUCCUCUUCAUUCCUGAAACUUUGACUAAACAAAGAGAAUAUAUUGAUUUAAAACACUAGCUUCAAAGACUAUAAAGAGACUAUUUAUUUCAAAGGAUUGUUUAAAAACAUAAAAAAAAUGGAAACAGCUACAUUCCAUAUUACCACUUUAAAUGUUCUGAUAUUGACUUUGAUUUAUUUUAUUAUUGCAGGAGCUGAUACCUCUCUUGUGUACCUACCUGUGUGUUAACAGUGUCUUGGAAAAUAAAGGCAUUCAUUUGUGAUAAAAAAAAAAA